AAUUGAUGGUGUUUAUUGCUUAUUUCAUGUUUGUAACAAUGUUAAUGAUGAUUGGAUUACCGACAUUUUGCAAUUUCUUGAGGAUUUGAUACUGUUCAUGAACUUCAAUACUCGUUAGGUUUUUGUUUAGGGUUUCAAGGGUUUGUGGAUGUGGUUUAUCGGUAUUUGCUUUCAUGGUUUAACGGCAAACCAUCCUAACUCAUCCUUCUUCCCUUCAGCAGCCUACCAGUAACAAGAUGAUUACACCGACAAAUCUAAGCAUCACUCUUUCUCUCUCUCACUUUCUGUUGGAUUUUGUCAUUUGUCUUCCUCUUGUAAUCAGGAACUAUGAGUUCAGAGUUGAGCUCUAUCUUGAUGGCUCAAGAUGAAACUGAGGUUAAGAGUGGUGAUUCAACAAAGUUUGAACCGGAUAGACCAAAGGGUGCAUCAAAAACAAAACUGGUGACUCAUGUGAGCAGGGAAGAAAUUGACCUGAUAAAGUCGAGCGAUUCUCCUACACGCCCUAUACGGACCACAAGACAGAGUGUUGGUUCAGAUCAGAGCAUUGAUAACUCACCAAUGCAUCCACAUCCACAAGCCAGAGUUGGGAACAGGGGUAGCGCAGGUUCUUCACCAAUGUGGGAUAGAAAGGUUUCUUCAGAAAGUAGCCAUGGUGCAGCUUCUUCAACUCCUGGAAGAUCUCGAUUGAAACAAGUUACUCGUGGUGAAGAAACUGUAGAUGAUGGCCCUGCAAUUCCGAAAUUUGGUGAUUGGGAUGAUAAUGAUCCUACAGCAGGUGAAGGUUACACUCAACUCUUCAACAAAGCAAGGGAGGAUAGACACAAUGGAGGAGCCAAGUCGCCAAUGAUAACAAUUGAGAAUGCUAAUUUUUAUGGUCAAAACCGGCAUGGCAAUGACAACACAAAGGGUUGUGGCUGCUUUUCAUGGAGCAGAAAAUGAUUUAUUUUUG
Molecule: messenger RNA, 949 nt
Organism: Cynara cardunculus var. scolymus (artichoke)
Lineage: Eukaryota; Viridiplantae; Streptophyta; Magnoliopsida; Asterales; Asteraceae
Product: RPM1-interacting protein 4-like
Exons: 4
Coding region: 328-939 (203 amino acids)
Source: RefSeq, a predicted model, not a curated record